AUGAGCAUUCAAGGAGGAGUAAUGAGCCACACUGCUCCAAAGAUCACCCAGCAAUGGAUAGAAUGUCAACAGGAGUGCACGAACCGCAUCGCCUUUUUUAAUUAUCAGUUGGAAUGGAACGCUACUGUGGAGAAUUACGACGAGUACCCUGACACUUCAUCUAACGACAAUUCCUACGUGGUUGAGACGCUCUAUGUCGAUGGCCAGCCGUUUGAAGAAUUCAAUAGGGCUCGCGAUCUUAACUAUUGCAAGGUACGAUGUCUGGACAACUAUCUGAUAGCUAUCUGCAAAAAAUACAGACUAGGGUCGACUCAUUUCAAAAAAGGCAAUCGCUCAAAAAUCGUCAACGAUCAAUUAAAAAGAAUUUGCGCAAAAGUCACAUUGCCGUCUUCAAUUUCAUAG
Messenger RNA from Oikopleura dioica, 402 nucleotides. Lineage: Eukaryota; Metazoa; Chordata; Appendicularia; Copelata; Oikopleuridae. The record is from the annotation of a GenBank genome assembly.